Molecule: messenger RNA, 1376 nt
Organism: Amoebophrya sp. A25
Lineage: Eukaryota; Dinophyceae; Syndiniales; Amoebophryaceae
Source: the annotation of a GenBank genome assembly
CAGCCUGUUUGUGAUCCUCCAAGUAAUUGCGGGGUCUGUAAUAGGGGUCUCCAUGCCGUAAGAACCGCAUCAAGGACAAAUAAAGGAGGUGUCCUGUUACAGAUUCAGAUGUAUACAGAUUCUAAGGGAAAAUGUGCUCUUCACAUGAAGAUCAUGGACUCUGCAGUUGGUAGCGCCAGUCGUGCCUCCCUCAGCACAGAAUCUUCGAAGUUACUAGUAGGGUACAGCAUGCAAGAAUAUCAACAACUACAAGAACAAGAAAAAAACUUCUUCUUGGAACGACGAGGAAAAGAUGAUAUACAAAACCCGAGAAUAUGGCAGUUCCAAGGCUACACCUCCACGCUUGCUUGUUGUGAGCUUCGUCGUUUCACUCCUCUCACAUUCGUUGUUCUCUUGGCGUUUUUACCUCUAUCCGGAACAGGACAUUAUUCGCGGGACACCUGCAUUGGAGCAGCAGCAGCAUGUUGUGUUCCUCGUCGUCUUAAGGCCGCUUGAUGUUACAAUUAUUCGUCAGGCUUUAUCAUAUUAAGGCCCUAAUGUCCCUAAUGAAACGAGGCUUGUGGGGUCGACCCUAAUGAAUGUAUGAAGAUCCAUCUUCUGAAGAAGCAUCCCCGAUCUUCCCAAAUGGACUUUCGUCCUCAAGGAGAUGAAAAGUAGGGAAGCGCAAUGGCUCUCAACAAGAUGAUGGACGAUUAUACGGUGAGCUGCUCUAAUCGCCUUGCAGUGGAUAGCGACCUUAUUGGCUGCGCUGUCGCUGGUGUUGGGCUUUCACGUAGACUUAGCGCGAUACUCAGGAGUCUGCAGCGGCUUCGUUGCAGCAAUUUUGUUCCUGUCGUGGUUAGAGCUGAGCUCCCUUAGCUACGCCUACACCAUUGGCGAGCACCUUGUUAGGGGUGGCAAAUAUCUCUUCUUACUGUUAGUACCGGAAUCGUGGAGGCGGGUGAGCUCUGAUAGAAUAACAUCAACCUCAACCAGCUCUGAUAGAAUAAUAUCACCUCCUCCACCAACGACGUCUUCAAAUACAACAGCGCAACCAUCAGGAGGAGCAGCUGGAGAAGCAGACGCACACGCAUACAAUCACCUUAACAACAAUAGGUGGAAUAGCGAGGACUCACAAUCUAACCACGAUUUCCAACCCUGGAUGAAUACUAUUUCCUCAUGGUAUCUGAUUGCGGCUACAUGUGACGGUUUUAGUGCUUAUGCAGGCACACUGCUGUAUCGGACACAUAGAAACUUCGUGUUGCGCGCAUUUAUCAAAGAGCACACCUCUCCCUCACCUGAUGAAUAUGGGGCUGCGACUAGUACAGGUAGACUCUAAAUGCAUUUGCGCUACGACUACUUUAUUCUACUUGAUUUUGAUUGCUUUAUACUUAGAU